Haliotis rufescens (red abalone) is the source of this 3697-nucleotide messenger RNA. RefSeq names its product zinc finger FYVE domain-containing protein 1-like. Gene Ontology annotation, molecular function: GTPase activity; GTP binding; metal ion binding. Bases 109 to 2601 code for a protein of 830 amino acids. The transcript has 11 exons. NCBI's taxonomy places the organism in Eukaryota, Metazoa, Mollusca, Gastropoda, Lepetellida, Haliotidae. The record is from RefSeq and is a predicted model, not a curated record.
UGGUCGAAAUGGGAGAUUCCCUUGGUCAUAGUUUAUUAUGACCGAAGUUUAUGACAAUGAUCUUUAUCAAAACAGUUGACGAUUGUACCAGUUUACUUUAUUUGAACAAUGCGUCCCACGGCCAAGCGAACCAGCAGAACAAAAUCCUCCAUUCGCCUUUGUGAGGAAAAACUGAGCUGUGUUGUGGUAAACGCGGAGGCAGUGUUUACAUGUUCAGAGUGCAAAACUGCUCAGUGCGAUAAGUGUGAAAAGAGCGUUCAUUCAGGAAUAAAGUUCGAAUUUCACAACAGGCGACGUCUUGAACGACCUUCCCCGGAUAAACUCUGUCAGGGUACGGCAUCAGGGACGGCAUGUGUCAACAGGAAUUACGCUGACGUCUGGUGCGAGGACUGUAAACACAGGCUUUGUCUUGAUUGUUUUGACAAAUCGCAUGCCCAAGGAAGAAGGAAGACUCACAAGAAGAUAUCAGUGAAUGAGUACCAUCGGAGACAGCUACGCGCGUUACAAGACACGGUGAAGCCACUAUCACCAGUGUCAGAUAAUGACGAUUCUUUGACUUACGUUUCAUGUCCACAAGAUAUUAGCUUGGAAGAAAACAUGUCCUUUGCUAGUUUUCAUUCUGACCACAGCCACCCUAGUUCAGGUGGGAGCAUUCCAGAUAUCUGCCAAGACACAAAUGAAGUGAAUCUAAUGGCAAGAGAAAUGGAUGCUUUUCUUAUGGAUGAUGGCAGAUAUACCGAAUGUCAAAGUUUUGAAUUGGCAAAUGACCAGGAAGAACUGCAGGUGACUUCCGAAGAAGAAUUUAUGGAGAAGCUGAGCUGCAACAAAGAUGCAAUGGUGAAGAUUAUUUCCAUCUUUGGUAACACAGGGGAUGGGAAAUCCUAUACUCUCAAUCAUACCUUUUUUGGUGGUAAGGAGGUUUUCCAGACAUCACCGGAACAAGAGUCAUGUACUGUGGGUGUGUGGGCAGCUCACGACCCCGUCAACAACACGCUUGUGAUUGACACCGAGGGCUUGCUGGGGGUGACCAGCAACCAGAAUCAGAGGACCAGACUGCUCUUGAAGAUUCUUGCCAUCUCGGACAUUGUGAUAUAUCGCACUCGGGCUGAGAGGCUGCAUGUAGAUAUGUUGAACUUCCUUAGUGAUGCAUCAAAGGCUUACUUGAAGCACUUUUCAGCUGAACUGCGGGCAGCAACACAACGUUACAACCUGUCCGUCUCCAACAUUGGGCCAGCUGUGAUAAUAUUCCAUGAGACUUUACACACCGACGUCCUGCAGCUUAGAGGAGGGAAGGAAGGAAUAACACCAGAAGACUUGAUACGAGGAAAGUUCAAGAAGUCCGAGUGCACAAUAGAUGCUUUCAGCAGCCUGCACUAUGUGGGCACAAGGACUAUGAAUCCUCCAACAGACUUCAAACCUCUACAGAAAGCAGUAAAGGACCUGCUAGCCAACAAUACUGUGAGGACAGCUAGGAGGCCUGCUGUGGUCUUCCAAAGUCUUAAGUGUCUUAAUGAGAAAUUCAGUGGCGACAUUGAUAAGCCAGUGCCCAAUACAUUCCCGGACCAGUAUUUUACCUGCACUGCUAAGUGCAAGGCCUGUGGGUCUCGCUGUAUGCGGAGCAUGAACCAUGAUGUGGAUGAGUUCCAGCAUCAGACAGAGGAGAACAAACACUGUCAGUAUCAGCAUCAGUAUGGCAACAAGAUCUACCUGUGCAAGAAAUGUAUGCAUGCUAAAGGACAACGGAAGGUGGUUGUGCCCAAAACCUCAUCCUCAGGAGACAACACGUGGGUUGGUUUGGGGAGAUACAUCUGGUCAGGUUAUGUAUUGGAGUGCCCUAACUGUGGGAUCAUCUACCGGAGUCGACAGUAUUGGUACGGGAACCAGGACGUGGAGGCCAUUGUCCUGGCUGAGGUGGCACACAUCUGGCCUGAGAGCAACCUUGGAUUGGAUGGUACCCACAAUGCAGCUAGGAAAGUACUGGACAGUCUCAACUACAUGGCGGACACCAUCGGCAGUGUGAGCGCCAAGCCCACCAAGUAUCUCGCUGAGUGGACAGCUGACCAAAUAGCCCCGGCAUACUGGAUCCCUAACUCCAAGAUCCUGGCAUGCGCUAAGUGCGGAGAAGAGUUCACCCACAAUGACCAGAAGCACCACUGUCGUGGGUGUGGCCAGGGCUUCUGUGACACCUGCUCCAGCUACAAGCGGCCAGUGCCAGAACGGGGCUGGGGUCUGGAACCAGUCCGUGUCUGUAAAGACUGUCUCCAAGGUGAAGCCAAGGAAGGGGAGGCGCCCGUGACUGCUCGCAAAGUUGGCGAAGUUGUCACUUCUACCCUAGGAGCUGUAGCCUCAGCCAUUGACUACCCUAUAGGCAUGCUGAAGGACUCUGCUCGGCCUGCGUACUGGAUCCCGGAUGAAGAGAUAUCCCAGUGCUAUGUGUGUUCCACUGAGUUCAGCUACAAGGUGGCCAAGCACCACUGUCGGGCGUGUGGACAGGGUGUGUGUGGGAACUGUUCCCCAGCCAAACUCCCCGUUCCCUCCCGAGGCUGGGACUAUCCAGUCCGAGUCUGCCUCAAGUGUGAGAAGAAGAAGGACAAGCUGUGAUGGUUUUGACCACCAUUUCGUAACGCUUGUGACAGCAUGGUGCUAUAUCCAUGAGUGAAAGACUUAAAAUUCUACAAUCUUUUAAAUCAGGUUUAAGUUCUUGCUACCAAUAAACAAAUAUCCUAUUACGGACAUCUCAUUACGAGUCACAUCAGAACAACCUUUCAUUCGACCAAUCAGAGUGUUGCUUACCAGAUAAGGAAAGUGACAGUUGGAAUGUGUUUUCUAAAUCAUGCAACCUCGAAAAGGUUAACACGAGGCAUUACAAAUGACUGAUAUAUACAGAAUCAGUCGUUUGGAAUAUCUUGAGUUCACCAUUCCUUUCCAGAAUUCCAGAAUUAUCUUUUGUUCAGUUUUCAAAUUUUGAAUAUAAUUUUUUCAAAGCAUUUGGAAUGAAAGUCGCCAGAUUGAAACUAGCACAGUAAAUCUUGAGAAAACUGCUUUCUGGCUAAUGUUGACUUUUUCAUUUCCUAUGGUCAGUUAAAUUUCGCGGAAGGUCAUUAUGACAUGCCCUGAGAUGAUAUGACCUCAGAUCUUUGUGUAGUGGUAGCCAGUAUUAAGAUCUGAUUUAAAUGAGAUUGAAAAUUCUAAUGUUAAGCGUAUACCAUCCAUAUUUGUGUAUAGGAGCAAUUCCUUACGUAGCAGCUCCAUGAUGAUGAGGACAGAUAAUUCUUUUAAAAAGUAAUGAUAGUAAGGAAAUUGUAAUUGUGAUUAAUUACUUUGAAAAUUAAAUACGUUUGUUAAACAAGUUUACACGGUAUUGUAUUCAGUAUGGUAAAUUGACAAAGCGCUCAUCAAGCCUUGUCCUUUGAAGAUGAACAGUCAACACUGGGGAGGUGCCGUGCCAAAUUUUGUGAUUGUAUUUAAGUACUUUAAUGAAAUGAUGAGUAACUUAAGAAUAAUGUUUGAUUUUAUCAACAAUCUGUACAGUGUAACCAUUCUUACAAAUUUUAAAUGUUAUUGCCACAACCUGAUCAUCUUCCUGAGGCAAGGGUGUUAUCUGACUCUCAGGCUGAACUAGGCUGGAAUUUCUGGGCUUGAUCGUAGCGCCACCAGUGGCUAUUACAAGUUAUGUCCCUUCUGUGUCCCCUCCUAC